This is a messenger RNA of Actinia tenebrosa (Australian red waratah sea anemone), 1697 nucleotides long. RefSeq lists its product as uncharacterized. Gene Ontology annotation, molecular function: carbohydrate binding; calcium ion binding. Lineage: Eukaryota; Metazoa; Cnidaria; Anthozoa; Actiniaria; Actiniidae. The record is from RefSeq and is a predicted model, not a curated record.
AUGACUGUAAAAGCUCGCGACAUCGAUGAAUGUGUACUGGGUACCCAUGUGUGUCACGUGAAUGCCACGUGUUCCAAUACCAUCGGAGGUCACCAAUGUUUUUGCAAGAAUGGUUUCCAAGGCAACGGCUAUACUUGUAAUGACAUCGAUGAAUGUGUACUGGGUACCCAUGCGUGUCACGUGAAUGCAACGUGUUCCAAUACCAUCGGAGGUCACCAAUGUAUUUGCAAGAAUGGUUUUCAAGGCAAUGGCUAUACGUGUAAUGACAUCGAUGAAUGUGUACUGGGUACCCAUGUGUGUGACGUGAAUGCAAAUUGUUCCAAUACCAUCGGAGGUCACCAAUGUUUUUGCAAGAAUGGUUUCCAAGGCAACGGCUAUACGUGUGAUGACAUCGAUGAAUGUGUACUGGGUAYCCAUGCGUGUCACGUGAAUGCMACGUGUUCCAAUACCAUCGGAGGUCACCAAUGUGUUUGCAAGAAUGGUUUCCAAGGCAACGGCUAUACGUGUGAUGACAUCGAUGAGUGCACCUCAGGUGUCCAUGGAUGCAGCGAACAUGAGAAUUGUACUAACUUUCCUGGAGGAUACAAAUGUACUUGCAAGAGUGGUUUCUAUGGUGAUGUCAAAGUAUGCAUCAUUCUUGUGUGCGAGGGUGGUGUCUUGAGCAUGUCGUGCCCAAAUGGGAAGCUUCUUAGUAUCAAAUGGGCUCUAUAUGGUCGCUCUUCCAAGGACGUCUGCCUUCAUCCUUCCAUGACAGUGCCUUGCGGAGACGAAGCCAGUUCGUUAACCAAGGUGAAAGAGCUGUGUGAAGGGAAGCAGUCCUGUUCUUUCACUGCUAAUACUGGCACCUUUGGCACUGACCCUUGCGGGGGCUACUACAAGUACACGGAAGUAAAAUAUUUAUGCCAAGCGUCGUAAACGUGCAUAAAGGCCCUGUUUCAAGACGCAAUUUUACUGCAAGUUGCAGAAAAAGGUGCCAUAGACGAGCUUCUGAUUUUCGCAACGUUGCAAAGCAAGUUGCAGCGUGUAACACCUAUGCCGCGAGCUGGAAUGCAAUCACUGUCGCAAAUAACCAACCAAAGCACAGCUCUUCCCAUAUCCCCGUUGACAACAGACCAAGAAAGCGUUAUCUUGCGUUGCAAGUCGCGAAAAAAGUUUCGCGCGUCUGACAUCUCAACUGCUCUCGUUAGCAUUGCAUUGCAAAUUGCAAGAAAAACUGAUUCGUGUUACAGGGCCUUAAGGUGAUGACUGGUUACUUUUGAACGUUCGAUUUGAGCCCACGAUAAGCGCUGAAUAAUCUACACGAAUUUUUUGAAGAGCCAUACACGUUUUGAACUUCAAGAGGGCAAAUCCCUCAAAUUUUGCACGGGACUAUACUUUUUAUAAGCUUAUUCGAAAAAAAUUCAAAAAAUCUACUUAAAUUUUCUAGCACACGAAAAUAUAAAUUUCUGUAGGAAUUUUUGUUUGACUUAAUGGAGAGUUUUCGAGGGCACUGAAAGGACGAAAUAGGACAAAUCAAUGUAUUUCUUUGUCUUUUUGUUAAGAAUUUCCAUGUAAUAUCGUAUAAAAAUCACUUGACGGCAUUUAUGAUGUAUAGAAUCUGUAAAGACGGGUUUUCACUAGCGACAUAAGAGACGGAAGCAUAAGGAUAAGCAUAAGCAUAAGAAUAAACAAUAGGAAGCCAUUGAAUUGUUUAUGCA